Molecule: messenger RNA, 1911 nt
Organism: Trichobilharzia regenti
Lineage: Eukaryota; Metazoa; Platyhelminthes; Trematoda; Strigeidida; Schistosomatidae
Source: the annotation of a GenBank genome assembly
AUGGAAUCCCGUGUUAGGUUAUUGUGCAACAUUCCGGCACUUGUUUCCAACUUGAAACAUGGAGGUUGUUCUUAUUUUACCGACGAUAGUAGUUUUGUUAAAAAAGUCUUGUCUGCUUUUGAACGUGUUCCUGAAAUUUCAGAAAGAAGCUGUCAAUUUAUUGGUCUGGCAGUUAGUUGUCUCUGUAUGACAGGAUAUACUGAACUCGUAUCAGAUUUCAUCAUUAAACAGAGUAUUGGAAAUACAAUCCAUCUGUGGUCAAAGUUUCUAAAAUAUGUCAACGCCAAAGCCUUGGAGAUAACAUUAUCACCGUUGGCUAAGAAAUGCCCUACUUCAAGCAUGUAUUAUGCGUUGAUAUCUGAACUUCUAGAGACUUCCACUGGCUUUGAUGCAUAUAUGAGACUAUGUUGUCGUCUCUUCUAUAUUCGCCAAUUUCGAGCAGGUAAUACCAUCAGAAACAUUUUCAGUUCCUUUUGUUUGGCGGUGAAAAAACGCGAGUCUCAGGAGAAGUCCAUCCAACUGAUUGAACAAGCCGAUGAAAAUUUAGGCUUACCUGCUCUUAGUGUGUGGUCAGAUGUGAGUUCGAUACAAUCAGCUUCUUUAGAAAGACGUAUAUACAUAUCUCAGAUUUUUAUUUCGUGGUUCGUUGAUUUCCGGAAUGUGCUGAGUUCUCAAUUUACGAUAAGAGAUGAUGAUCUGUUACCUGAUGUUUUAUCUGGCAUUUCUAACCACCUUGCCAGUCCAAGAAUCGAGAUACGUACUCUUGGUAUCGUUAUAGGAGAGUGGAUCGUAACACUUCUCAAAUGGGAUACAGGAAGUGAAGAUCAAAAGCUAAAAUUUGAUUAUGUGGAACUAGAGUUCCUAAAACAAAUCCGGCCAUAUUUUGUUUCUCUGGAUGAAAAUCAUGGAGUGGAAUCUAACCUACAGGCUACCAUUCCCACUGAGACAAUAUCGGGAAGCGAUUCUCACGAAGAUACUGUCGCUUCACGUGACCACGAGUCGAAUGGCGAAGAUAGCACUGUAAAUCAAAAUGUACAUGAAUUGGAUAGUGAUGAUGAUCCAGAUUCAGAUAAUGAUUCUUUGAAACCACUUCCCUCUACUCAAUGUUCAAGUCACAGUGAUAAAACUCCUCAUUAUCUUCGCGAAUGCCUCGAUGGAAUGCUACUAACUAAAGUUGAAGAUAGCAAGCAAGAGAACUCUGUGGGCAGAAAAAUGUAUAUUAUAUCAUGCCUCACUGAUAUUGCUUGUGAACUGUACGGUGGCAAAGAGGCGCUGCUUUGUCAGAAACUUCCUGCAAAGCAGCACGUGAUCGAAAAUGAUGCCAUUCAAACCAGCGAAGUUCAGAAAGGGAAAACUCGACGGUUUUUUAAGAAACGUUCACCUCCUUCGGCUUUUGUCAACAAGUUUAGCCAUGUUGCUGGCGAGUUUUUCUUCCCCUUGUUAAAAAGCAUACCAAACUUAUCGCUCUCUUCUGUUAAAGGGACCUUCGCUCAUCAAGAAGCAGUUCUGUUGGCCAGUUUGCUAGCAUCAUUAGGAACUAUGUACGCAUGCUCCAGAUUCUCUCCUGUUCAAAACCGGAUGGCUGACGAGCUAUUAGAUCUAAUUCCUCUGUUUUAUCGUCAUCCUGAAUCUGCAGUACGACGUGCUCUACUUAUAACUGUUGGGACUGUUAUCACUACAACUCCGUUAGAAGUCCUAUCAUCUAGACCACGGUUGGUCUUCAGGGAUUCAUUAUUACCAUAUGGUAAUAAUACAAACUCUGAAGACAAUACUCUUUCAGGUUGGCUGAAAUCUUGCUCAGUGUCCGAUACUGAUACAGAGUGCCAGCUCUUGGCUAGUAAUGGUCUUUCUGCAUUAUGUGAAAGGUUUUUAGAAUUGAAUCGCAAGACUAUCAGAAACAAUUUGCAAUAA